This is a messenger RNA of Kwoniella botswanensis, 2688 nucleotides long. RefSeq lists its product as uncharacterized. Gene Ontology annotation, molecular function: lipid binding. NCBI's taxonomy places the organism in Eukaryota, Fungi, Basidiomycota, Tremellomycetes, Tremellales, Cryptococcaceae. The record is from RefSeq and is a predicted model, not a curated record. The coding region runs from base 1 to 2688 and encodes 895 amino acids. The transcript is spliced from 9 exons.
AUGAGUGUAGCACCUACCAGGUCUGAAAUAACAGCCAACCCCUCCAAGAUGGGCGUAACCACCGCCGCAUCGGGAGCUGAGCUCGAAGCUGAUAUCCAAAGAAAGUUGAAGCUUUGGGGUGUCGUUGAAGCCUUCCGAGAUGGACGACUUCCUGAUAACCACCAAAUCGACAAAGCUCUUUCCUACGCCGUCUCUCACUCUCCAGUAGAGACUCAGAAACUCUCUCCUGAAGGACGAGAACUCAUCGAAGAUUUUAGAGAUAUCAUUGAGACUGCUCGAGCGAUCGUAGCUGAGAAGAACGCCGAUGAGCUCUUCCAAAACGCAGUGUGGGCUUCAUACUCUGGUGACGCAACCAGAGCCAAGCAAAGUGGUGUUGUACCUGUAUCAAAGGAAGAUGCCAAGGCCGAUGCCAACCAAGCUGCUGCCCACCUCCGAGUCCUCAUCACCCUCUUCCUCACCAACUCUGAAGCUCGAAAGCUUUUGAAUGAUUUCGGUAUCAUCGGAAGGGAUAUCUUCGCUACUGGCGCUGCCAAGGUUGCCGACAAAGCUCGACCUAACCAAGAACAACUCGACUCCGUCGACCAAGAAGCCCCUUCCAAGGAAUGGAUCGGUGCUGAUGGCAAGAGACUUGGUCCUAACGAUACUCCGGAACUUCAAGUCAAGGGUCCAGACGGAGCUCAAGUAAGAUACAACCCUAAGGAUGAUCCUCGAAGUGCCAAGGUUGUUGACACCGACGGUAAUGCUCGACCAGCUGGUCAAGUCUACGACCAAGCUCAACAAGCUAAGAACGAGGCUCAAGCCCGAAAGGAAGAAGCCAAAGGCGACGCUAAAUCUCAAGCUAAAGAACAUGCCUCUGAUCUCAAUGCCGCUCGAGACCCCAACGCUUCUUUGUCAGAGCAGAAGGACCAAGUCCUUGGCCGAGCCAACGAGAAGACCCCCAACGACGUCGACGUUCAAGGUGGUAACGUCAACCGAGACACCGGUGCCGACCGAGCUCAAGCAGAAGGUACCGCCCGAAACAAGGCUCAACAACUCAGAGAUCGAAUCCCCGAGGAACACCGAGCCCGAGCUGCCGAUGCUAUCCAAGACACCAAGCAAUUCUUCAAGGAACAACUUCCCGAGGAACGAAGGGAUCAAUUCAUCUACCGAUUAAAGAAGGUCGUUGUUGAAUGCCAAGAACACCAAGAUUACCAAGAAGCCAUCUCAUGGCUCCUCGAUACUCUCGAGAACUACCACGGUCACGCCAAACACGUUGCCAACAAGGGAGUUGGCUCUGCUCAAGCCGUCGCUGAUGAUCCCUCGAUCGGUGAUUCUACUCUCAAAUUCCGAACUCUUUUGGAAAGAUUCGCCAACGGUCGAUCCAUGGACGGUAUCACCGACGCCCUCGACCAGAUCUACAGCGAUGCUCAAAACGACGAGCACCUCCGGGGAUACUUCACCAGACUCAACGAUUACGUCCACCGAGUCCUCCUUGAACCUGGAUACAUCCUCGAAGACGAAUCUGACAAGGAAGCCGCCCAACUUCGCGAAGACGGUAAAUCAUUCUUCACUGAUAAAUACAAGGGCCACCAAGAGAGACUCUUCGACGAGAUCCAAACUUGGUUUACUGCCUUUAACGAUGAUCCCCUCAACAGACGAUUCGGUGACGACAUCAAGAGAUUCGCCAAGGAUUUGUUAUUCAAUUCCGAGGGUGACUUCCAAUUUAAGCCCAAGCUUUGGAACGAUGUUAGAAAUGUUGUACUUCCUACCUUCAUCAGACAAGUCGGUUACAUCCCUAUCCCUAGAGCUGAAUACUCUGACAGCAACAUCGACUUGGUGAUUGAGAACCUUGUUCUCUCAGGACCUAACCUCUUCCCCAACAUCGUGUUUUUGGAAGCACAGAACUCGUUCCGAUUCUCUCCUUACCCCCAGAUCAACAAGCAAAUCCCAGACUUGCACCACCAUCGAUUCAGACUCUCGCUCAGUCAGAUCCAAGCCGAUAUUCGAGAUGUCAAUUUCGCCUUCCGAAGAAAGUCCGGUUGGCCUAAGCUUUCCGACCACGGUAUUGCCGAUGUCGUUAUCGCUGGUAAGGGUAUUGGUAUCGAUGUUGAGUUGGAAUCAGUAGAGAACCGACGAGACUCUGUCUUCAAAGUCAACCAUGUUAACGUCGAAAUCGACACUCUCAAAUUCUCAAUUAGAGAGAGUAAACACGAUAUCUUGUACAAAUUCAUCAAGGGUGUUGCUACUGGUCUUAUCAAGAAGGCUAUCACUGCUGCCGUUCAGACCGCCAUGCGAACUGCUCUCGGUCACCUCGAUGAUCAACUAGUUGAAGUCCGAAACAGAGUUGACGAAGCCAAACGAUCUGAUGACACCACCCGAUCUCAAGCUCUCAAGGACCUUUACGCCCGAAAGAAGACCACCGCCGAAGAACGAGCUAGAGAAGCCGACGCUAAGACCGGUACCUUCAAGAUCGUCACUGACCGAGACUCUCAACUCAACCCCGAUCUCACCCACUCAUCCGAGAAAUCCGCUGCCAAGAGAAUGUUCCACACUUCCGACUUGGCCGCCAGCGGUAAAGAAUGGAGAUCCAACGCUUUCGAUCUCUUCGACUCUGCUCACCCUGCUGUCACUGGUCAAUCUCACCCAGCUGCUAAACAAGGUGCCGGUGCUCAAAAUACCUCUGCUGUAGAUGCUGCCCGAAGACAGUAG